This is a messenger RNA of Lepidothrix coronata (blue-crowned manakin), 3336 nucleotides long. RefSeq names its product smoothelin (gene SMTN). Gene Ontology annotation, biological process: actin cytoskeleton organization. Gene Ontology annotation, cellular component: microtubule organizing center; filamentous actin. The transcript is spliced from 20 exons. The record is from RefSeq and is a predicted model, not a curated record. Gene Ontology annotation, molecular function: protein binding. The coding region runs from base 55 to 2568 and encodes 837 amino acids. Lineage: Eukaryota; Metazoa; Chordata; Aves; Passeriformes; Pipridae.
UUGUCUCGGUCGCCGCUGAGCCCCGGCCGCAGCAGCGCGGGCCUGGCGGGCGGGAUGUCCCAGGAGAGCCUCCUCGGGAUGGACGAGGGAGCGCUGCGGAAGCUGCUCGAGGCCACGCUGGACCUGGCUGAGCGGCGCCGCAUCCGUUCGGCCAUCCGGGAGCUGCAGCGGCAGGAGCUGGAGCGAGACGAGGAGGCGCUGGCAUCCAAGCGCUUCCGCCCAGAGCGCGGCAGCCACAGACAGGACGACAAGGAGAACUGGCCACGGUCUCAGCACCUGGAGGAGGAGCAGCAGGCAGCCCUGGCCGCCUUGUCCCAGGAGCUCGAAACAAUCACCAGCGUGGAGGAGCUGACAAAACUGCUGCGGGCAGCGGGUGAGUACGAGGAGCGCAAGGUGAUCCGAGCUGCCAUCCGUAAGCUGCGGGCUGAGGAGAUCGAAGCCGCGACACUGGCUGGGAAUGUGCAGAGCAGCCGGAGGGAUGGCAACGAGCCCUGCACUGUGCCUGGGGAUGCGAAAAGUAUCCAGAGGGACAAUGCUGAAACACCAGCCCUUACUGGGAGUGGGGAAAGCCUUGGUGAGGGCAGCACCAAGCCGCUGGGCACAGCCAGGAGAGGGGAGAGCAGCCAUCAGGACAAUGCAGAACUGCUGGCACUGGCUGAGCUAGAGGAGAGUGGGCACAGGGGGGCUGCUGAGCAGUCCCCUGCCCAGGAGCCCCAAGUUUCGGCGGACCAUGAGCGAGAGGACAUGGUGGAGCAGGAGCAUGUCCCAGCCAGGAUGCAGGAGCUGUGCAGCCAGCAGGCGGGAGACCCCCAGAAACCCAGUGUCCAGGAAGUGGUGUCGGAGACCCUUGUGCUUCUGGAGCUGCAGCCGGCCCCAGAGCCCAAUCCAGAACCUGAGGAUGGUGUUCAGGAGCUGGAGCAGGGCCAGCCCCAGAGGCAGCAACAGGCAGCCUGGAAGGCAGGGAGCCUGGACAGCCCAGCCAGUGCUGCAGAGCCCAGCAGGAGGCAAAGCCCUAGAGGGGAGCAGCCACCCCUGGGCCAGCCUGGUGCUGCCAGCCAGCUCCAUGUUGGGGUGCGCUGCCAGGCACUGGGGCCAGAUGGGAGACAGGGGAGGCCACCAGUGGCGCCAGUGUCCACCCAGGAUCUAGUAGGGACCCCAGCUCGCCUGAACACUCACCAGUGGGAGCAGGUGCCCUCCUCCUUGUGCCCAGCUGGCCCCACGGAGGUGACCCUGGGGCUGCGGAGCACCCCCAUCCGCAUCACCACCAUCCCCAGCAGUGUCAGCAGUAUCUGCAACAUCAGCAGUGUCAGCAGCAAUGUCACCAAGGACCCUUGCGCCCACUUUGAGGGCACCGAGGAGCCCAGCGGCCCUGUGGCCCAUCCACCCACUUUCUCCAGCACGCGCCAGCAAUCGGCCCUGCACCUCUCCCGGACCAACAGCAGCAUGGAUCCGGAGGUGGUGGAGCAGCCCCAGGUUCUGAGGCUGGAGCCAGAGCUGCCCAACGGCAUGGAGAAGGUGCAAGUGAGGGAGGUAGAGAGAAGGAGCAAGCUGAAUGUCGAGGAGCUGAGCAGGAUUGAGGAUGAGGAUGUUCUGGAUAAGAUGCUGGAUCGGACAACAGACUUUGAGGAGCGACGGCUGAUCCGAAAUGCCAUGCGGGAGCUGCGCCAGCGCAAGCGAGACCAGCGGGAGAAGGAGCGAGACCAGCGGCUGCAGGAGGCUAGGAGCCAGGCUAUGGCAGGAAGGGCUGGCCAUGCCACCGAAACCACCACCACACAGAGCACUCAGUCAGCUGACGGCUCAGCGCGCAGCACCGUCACCAAGACUGAGCGUCUCGUCCAGUCUAGUGAUGGCACCAAGACCUCCCGUACCACAACCAUGGAGUCGAGUUAUGUGAAGAGAUCGGACAGUGGCAACAGCACAUUUGUUCAAACCAAAUCAUCCUACAGCUCCUCGUCCAAGAAGACCGGCAGCGUCUUCGACCGUGAAGAUGAGAGUGCCUCCAGGCAGAGCAGCCUGGCUGCACUGGAGCGGCGUCAGGCAGAGAAGAAGAAGGAGCUAAUGAAGGCUCAGAGCCUGCCCAAGACCUCAACCUCACAGGCACGCAAGGCCAUGAUGGAGAAGCUGCAGAAGGAAGGCGGGAGCUCACCAAACCCCGCAGCAUCACAGACCAGUGUGCAGCGCUCCUCCAGCUUUGGCGUGCCCAAUGCCAACAGUAUCAAGCAGAUGUUGCUGGACUGGUGCAGAGCCAAGACCCGGGGCUACGAGCAUGUAGACAUCCAGAACUUCUCGUCCAGCUGGAGUGAUGGCAUGGCCUUCUGUGCCUUGGUCCACAACUUCUUCCCUGAUGCAUUUGACUACAGUAAGCUGACACCCCAGAACCGCCGCCACAACUUUGAGGUGGCCUUCUCUUCUGCAGAGACGCUGGUGGACUGCGUGCCGCUGGUGGAGGUCGAAGACAUGAUGAUCAUGGGGAAGAAGCCAGACGCCAAGUGCGUCUUCACCUACGUGCAGUCCCUCUACAACCACCUGCGUCGCCACGAGUUGCGCAUGCGGCAGAAAGAGUGCUAGAGCCUGCCCUGCCCACCCCCCUACUGUCCUUGCUGCCAGGGCUGCCAGUGGGCAGGGGAGCUGCCUGCCCCAGGAGGGUCUGGCAGGGCCACAGGUCUGGCACUGGGGACAGGGGGAACUCUGACACCCAGGCAGUCCCAUGCCUCUGCCUUGCCAGAGCUGCCUCUGCCCCAGCCAGCUGUGGGCUGACCCCAUGAGCAGGGCCAGGCAGGCACUGCUGGGGAUGCUCCUGGCUUGGCUUGCCCCCUGCGCUCCAGCCUGUUAAGUUAUUUGUUCUCCAGGAAUUGUGUACCCUUCGGGCAGCACUCCUGUGUCCCUGGGUGGCACAGCUGUGCCCUCAGGCCUGGGGCACAGUGUGGGUCAGUGGCUGAGCAGGACCGUGUAGCCUAGCCAGGCAUCCCACAGGCAGCACCUGUCAGUGGUUCCCUUGGCUCCCUGUGAGGAAGCCCCUCUGCCCACCGCAGGCCCUGCUUGGUGUCACCUCCCUGGGGACAGCUCCACAGCUGUGCCGACACCCUGCUUCCCACCUUCACGUGCACCUGGGGCACUUCUGCACUAGGGGCUGCAGCACCUGUGGGCUGGGGAGCGGGCAGGGGUGAGAGGUCCCAGGAGAGCACAAGGCUGAAGGAGCGAGCCAGGAUGGCAGCCCCUUCUCCCCUCUCCUGCUCAGGGCACCACGCGCUCAGCGCCGCUCGCCCCUCCGUCACGUCUCUACACCUGUAAUGACACGUGUACCAACACCAGCCAGACAAUAAAGGUUUACCUAGG